AUGUCCAAUAGAGGUUGUGAGGCGUUCGCAGUGGCGUUAAAAGUAAAUAAGACUCUCACUCUGCUUAAUCUUGGAAGGAACAGGAUAUCUGUUCGAGGAGCUGAAGCACUGGCCGAAGCGUUGAAACUUGAUCUUGGAUGGAACGGAAUAUCCGAUAGGGGAAGCGAAGCACUGGCAGAAGCGCUGAAAGUAAAUAAGACUCUUACUCAGCUUGGUCUUGGAUGGAACAGAAUAGCCGAUAGGGGAAGCGAAGUAUUGGCAGAAGCGUUGAAACUAUCAUUAAAUACUAUCAAUUUACUUACUUAUUAUAUAAUGGCUACACAGGAUCAGGCGAGUCUCCUCACCAGUACUACACCUCAGAAAAAUAGCAGAGUACCUCCGUCUGUAAAGCGUUUAAGAUCCGAACGCUCACCAGAAGAUGUUAGAACAACGUUUAUUGAAGCACUAAAAUCUGAUCUUAUGUUACAACGUGCCGUGGCUGAUAUUGUUCAAACUAAUCCCGAUUCCAUCGUUCAAUCAGCAGAUAGUUGA
This is a messenger RNA of Didymodactylos carnosus, 531 nucleotides long. Lineage: Eukaryota; Metazoa; Rotifera; Eurotatoria; Philodinida; Philodinidae. The record is from the annotation of a GenBank genome assembly.